GCCAGCCCCUCCUCCCGCAGGCAGGCACGCGCCGGCCCGCCGCGCGGCGUUUCUUUGUUUCGUUCUGCGCGGCCGGGCCAUCGUUUAUUGGUGAUGGUAGGUGGUUGCCGCAUGAUGGCCAUCGGCCGCACUGCGUCCGUUGACGAUUGCUGGCCGGCGAACUCGCGAAACCCGCUAUCGGAGGAGACUAUGGUGUGUGUAUGUGUCGGACACGAUGGGGGGCGCCCAAAACGGAGCUCGUCGUAAUCGGUGAUCGGCCUGUUUGUUCCCGCAUUCGGGGCGCGAAAGCUAGUGCCUUGACGACAAAGAUGUCGUGGGGGCGCAGGAGAUUUUGCCUUAGCCUUGAAAGGAACGGUUUAGCAAAGGAACAUAAAAAUGGAAUGCAAGACCAAGACGAGUUGAGGGACGAGGCGUAGCAGGAUGUGUGAGAGAGCUGCAAAACGCGAGUGGAGAGCGGGACGUCUUAGUCCUGCGCGACUGCGCCUUCAUUCUUUUACCGAGCGAGCACUGGUAGUUGGGCGUCAUGCCGUGUGUUUCUCUUGAUACUCGUAUCUUUUGACUUAGACUUACCUGUAGUUUUAUCCUUAUCUGCGGUCUUCAAGACAACUCGCCUUCUUGUUUUGCCUUCAACAGUUUCUUUGGACUUUCAUGUGCCGGAUUACUUGAUGUAAGCAAAUGGCCGAUCUCGGUGUUCAUCCAGAACGAGGUCCUUAUGACCGCCGUUCGGAGGAAGUGGAGAACCUACUCGCCCCGAGCCCCGGGAGCAGCUCCGGGGAGGAAAGCCGGCGCGCGGGGGACGACCUCCCUCUACCCGGUGGCCACACGGUCGGGUCGCGGGAUCUCAUGAGCCUGGGCGAAGCGGUGGCGCGGCUCGAAGAGCUGGAGGAGCAUUGUGGAGUGUUGGAACGCGAGGCUGCGGUAGUCAGAGGAGAAGUAAGCCGCAUCAGGUCAGCCAUUUCGGGCGCAAUUACCGGGCAGCAGCAGCCACCGCCGGACAGCCCUUCAAGCGAUUUAUCGUCUACACCGGAAUCACUUGCCGGGAGACGGAACUUCGCGGCGAACAACUCGGGGUCGACAAGCAGUGGUUCAUCCCGAGGUGAAGGGAAAGGGAGAAUGCAGUGUCUUUGUUGGACACUCCUGCUGGCUUUCGUCUUUGUCGUGUUUGUCACCAUCGCAGACGGAGUUGCUCACCCGUCCGUACAACAAGGCCAGUGGUUCUGGACCCCAUCGCGCCUGGUGCUCGGCAAUCCCCCGAAAGAGAGUGGGGUUUUGAAUUCGACAAGGGGGGAAGUGCGGCCGCAGCCUGCGGAUUCGAACAGUAGUACGCGCCAACCUGUACAAGCAGCAAAUGCCCGAGCAACCUUCGGCUCUGCGAUGCGGAAGACAUGUGGACUGCAUGACCACCUGCUCCUGGCGCAAGACACUGAUCUCACCGCGGGCGUCGCUGCACUCGCGGGCACGCUCGUGGCCGUGAGGAAUGAACUGACGCAGCUUGCGCGGGAUUUCGCUUCCUUCAAAACGUCCCGGAUCGACGACAUUGCGGAACUAACUCGGAAAAUGCGGGAAUUCAUCUUCUCGCAGAAAAAUGCAAACGUGACGGAGCAGGCUUCCACCGUUGCGUUCGGCGAGACGCUUGCGACGUAUAAGAAUUCCUGCUUUAGCUUUUGCGUGUAGAGGAGGACUUUGCGACGAAGGCUGUUUCUUUGCAUGUCAUCUUUUGCAGCAGCUUGUUUCUCUACUUUCUUCAAAAAACUACAACACGAAGGUACAUCCUCGGCCUGACCGGCUGAUCCUGGUUUGGAACGCAAAAAUUUCUGGUGGAUGAGUAUCGAAGUAAUUGGUGCAGCACAGUAGGACCUAUCAAAUUCAAAGUCAACUACAUAGCGGAGUUGUGGCAGUUUCGAUUCUAAGGAUCGUCUGCUGCAGAAGUUUUUUGAGACUCUACUUCUGGUGAGAACUAAACAUGCGAAGACUCAUGC
Amoebophrya sp. A120 is the source of this 1979-nucleotide messenger RNA. Lineage: Eukaryota; Dinophyceae; Syndiniales; Amoebophryaceae. The record is from the annotation of a GenBank genome assembly.